Molecule: messenger RNA, 1800 nt
Organism: Alnus glutinosa
Lineage: Eukaryota; Viridiplantae; Streptophyta; Magnoliopsida; Fagales; Betulaceae
Product: protein GAMETE CELL DEFECTIVE 1, mitochondrial
Exons: 5
Coding region: 284-1486 (400 amino acids)
Source: RefSeq, a predicted model, not a curated record
GCAGCAUUGCAGAAUAAAAAAUCCAGUUCAUCGUCCUCUUCCUCCGCUUCUCUCGACUCUCCGCUCGACGCCUACACGCACAACACACCCACAGCCUCACCAUACCCUUCGUUCACACACCACACUCCCUCAACCACCACCGGCCGUUCCAACUCACUCCCGGUGGCCAAAUACCGGCGAGCUCACCGGAGCUAUCCCUGCAGGGCUCGGCACCCAGAGAAAAAUUUAAGGCCCGACUUGGGGAGGGGGAAGUCUUGGCCGAGACCCACAAUUUUGGAUAUUGAUGGGGAUUUCAUUUCGGUUCAAAGUUCAAACCCCAUUGUUUUCUGUGGUUGCGGUUGACAACGAUUCCACUUCUGGGGGAAUUGCUGCAACAAUGCAAAAUCUGCACCGUAUUAUAUCCCGUUUCUCCUCCACUUCACUAGGCUCAACCACGACUACGGCCAGAGUUUUGGCAGACAGAACCAAAACCAAGUUGAGUGACACUAUCAAUCCGAGAGAAUUUUCAGCAAAAUCUGGUGAAAAUGAUGGUAAAGAUGAGUGGGACAAGACUCUGGCAGGAUCAUUUGGUGAUACAACAGCGGGUGAUUUGGGGUGGGAUUCUGUGUCUUCUUGGUCGACUGGAUUGACCAAGGAGCAUUUUGAUGGUGAGGUCCCGCCCCCGUCCCCGCCCCCGCCCCUGCCUGCUGGAGGAGAUGCAUCACAUUCUUCAGUUAUCUCUGGAUUGCAAGAAAUUGAUGAUAAGGUGAGAGAAUUGGAGGCAGAGAAUCGCAAAAGUAAGGCAUUUGUGGAUGGAUGGGGCGAUAGGAUGCGGGAGAUGAGUGUGCUCUUGAAGCAAGUAAGAGAGCCUGGUGCGAGAGGGUCUUAUCUCAAGGACUCAGAGAAGGCCGAGAUGUAUCGCUUGCACAAGCAAGACCCUGAGGUUUACACAGUCGAGAGGCUAGCCAAGGAUUACAGGAUUAUGAGGCAGAGAGUGCAUGCCAUUCUUUGGUUGAAGGAGCUUGAGGAGGAAGAGGAGAAAAAGCUUGGGCAUCCUUUGGAUGAUUCUGUUGAGCUCUUGCUUGAUACUUGUCCUGAAUUUUUUAAUUCCCAUGAUAGGGAAUUCCAUGUGGCUUCCCUUGCUUACAAACCUGACUUCAAAGUUAUGCCAGAGGGUUGGGAUGGUACCACCAGAGAUCUGGAUGAAGUCCAUUAUGAGAUCUCCCAGAAAGAAGAUGAAAUGCUUUAUCAAGAAUUCGUCCAGAGGAUGAACUUCAACAAAAAGAAAAUGGCAGGAGAGGUGAAAUGCCACAAGUAUAGCCGGCGCCGCCCACAAGAGGGGUGGAAUUUCACGGUUGAGAAAAUGGGUCCGCGAGGGAAGCGUGGAGGUGGUGGUGGAUGGAAGUUUGUCAGCUUGCCUGAUGGUUCUAGCCGACCUCUGAAUGAAAUGGAGAAAAUGUACGUGAAGCGAGAGACCCCCCGCCGCCGACGCAAGAUACUCCCCUGAUGACCAUGUCUCUGUUCUCAAAUCUUAUGAUCAAGGAUUUUUGUAGCUUGUGUAUCUGAUAAUUGGGAUUCUGAGGUGGUGUUGACCACAAUUUUCAUGUUUCCCCUCCCUUCGGUGCAAUCUUUCGUUUUUUUGCUUGGGAGUAUGAUUAUGUUACUUUUGUGGUAAAACUUGUUAGGGGUUCAACUUCGUUUCUGUACAAAGUUGCUAUAUGAGCAACACUUAUUUCUUGCCUCUUAUCUAGUCUAGGCUGGAGGAAAACUUAAAUUCAUGCGAAUGUUGAUGCAGCUUUAAGCAAUUAAGAGCUUUCAUAA